AUGCCAGUUAUUAUUCGAGAAAAAGGUGCUAGGGCCGAGCCCCCAAUACUGCACUAUAGAUACCAAUGGAGCGAGGCACGUCAAGAGGAAUAUGAACUGCAUCGUCUUCCUCAGUAUAUGGAAAAUAAACCUAUACAAAUAUUCUGGGCGGCAACUCCUACGAAGCAGGAGGCAAAACUCAUCGAAGCUGGGUAUAAUGAGCUUACAACCAUAACCAAAAUAGGUCAGAAAAUCCAAGGCUUUUUACAUGAUCGUAAGGACUUUGGUGUUCAAGUCAUUCACCGAUCGAAAGUAAAUCUUACCGCAAUAUCAGGGGUUGCGGUCCUGCGUUCUUGCAAACAUCUUAGCAAAUUGGGAGUUGCCGUACUUUAUGGGGAGAACUCCUUUCUUUUUGACACACGCGGCUCUCCAAGCUUUACCGGACCUCAAAGUGUUGUCACCAUGGACCAAAUUUCGCAUGAUUUUGAUGAGAUUCCUGGUCAUCAACGUAAGGAUGGAACUAUGCCAACCGCAGAACAGAUUUCUCACUCUAUUGAUUUGAUCUUCCAACAGGAUCAAGACAAACUUAAAUUCGCUUAUAAAGACCUAGAAAAAAACGAACAGAAGUCAAAGUUCAUUUACCAGGACCCAUUCACUAGAUUUUUGAUGGAAAUUGGCCGGGAAAAUGCUUCGAAGCUUACCAAAAUUGUCAUUCAGGGCAAAUUCAACUGGAUCAUCGGUAAAUGGCAGUACACAAAGUCUAUUCCAGUCGGACUUCAUGACCUUCUUCCAAUUUAUACUACCAUUUUCAAAGAAGUUUGUGAAAACAUUCAUACCCUAAUUUUGCAUGACGACGACCGGGGCUAUCCUCAAUUAAAGCGGCUGGAUCCGCGAGUUAUGGACAGGAGCCAGCAAAUAAAUGAGUCUGUCGAGAAACUUGUUCAUGCGCUUCCAUAUCUUCAGAGACUACAAUUGGGCCGAUAUGAAUUCGUACCAGCCGGGUGUGGAUAUGAUCCGGGUACUCCUGGUAGUGAUAUCAUAAAAUUGGUGCACCCAGAGGACGAGUGGGGGAUGGCUUUGAAGUGGAUAGGAUUCGUCGAACAACGUGCCCAGAGCCGCACACUGGCAGAAUCAGAAUGCGAAGAGAGAAAGGAGAAUGGGGGAAAACCACGAAGUUGA
Molecule: messenger RNA, 1158 nt
Organism: Botrytis deweyae
Lineage: Eukaryota; Fungi; Ascomycota; Leotiomycetes; Helotiales; Sclerotiniaceae
Exons: 1
Coding region: 1-1158 (385 amino acids)
Source: RefSeq, a predicted model, not a curated record